AGUGUGCCCUUUUCCUGUCUUCUUUCCCCAGAGAAGAGAGAUGCUUCAGUGUUGUGAUAUCUACUGAAGAGCAACUGGUAUCUGCUGCAAAUCAUUACAUCCACAAGCUGAUAACAACUGAAGAAGAAGAGACAUGAAAGGGCACGAUAGCUGUGGAGAAUAAGCCAGAGAGGACUGUAACUUCAGAUAAAAAGUGGUCUGCAGACUGGGGUUUCAGAUUGCACCAAGUGUACAUAGUGAAAUUCCAUGCUCUGGGGGCAUCAGUAUUCUAGGAAUGCUUGUGGAGGACAAAUCUGUUUGCUUUUGUCAUUGUCUGAGAAGCCUGUAUUCUUGGAGUGCACAUUGUGGAAAUCAGUCACACUGCUAGUGACGGAACAAAGGUUCAUUAAUGGUAGCUGUAAACCAUGGAGCUGUCUGUGAUUUCCAGCUGCAUACAACAGGAAUACCACAGAAGUCUAAUGAAGGAUUAAAGCAGGGAUUCCUGGCAGCAGUUUUUAAGCCGGCUUUCUUUGAUUUUUACAGGAUCUGUGUGUUCUGAGAUUCUUGACUGUUUCCUGACGGGAGUAAGAAUGAGUGUGCAGACGAAGACCAUACUGGAACAUCCAGUAGCUCUGCAGAGAUUAUGUACACAGUUUACUAUAAUUAACAACAGAUGAAUGACUCUACUAAUUACACCCUGAUCCUCCUAGUAUGUCUGGACAUGUUAAUUAAAUUCCCUUUAACCAAAAACCACAGGAAGAUAGCAUACUUUUCUGUACUCUGACGCCACUGUGGUCAUCUCUGUCUCCUGUUUUCCCACUUGUAUUAUUUACCUAUGAUGGGCUCGGACCGUGAUGAAAAGGCAGGGAGGCUGUGAUGUCAUCACCAUUCAAGGACAAGAACUCGGCUCCGAGGUUUUUUGUUGGCGAGGAAGACGAUGAAACAGAUUUCCUGGAACCAAACAUGAAGACUGACGAGAUGGAAUACUAUGAUGAUGAUGAAGAUGAAGAUGAGGAGGACACGCCUCCUGAACGGCAGAUUGUGGUAGGAAUCUGUGCCAUGAACAAAAAGUCCAAAUCCAAGCCAAUGACCCAAAUCUUGGAGCGUCUCUGCAAGUUUGAUUAUAUCACAGUGAUUAUCUUCAGUGAAGAAGUUAUACUGAAUGAAUCCGUGGAAACCUGGCCCCUGUGUGACUGUCUGAUCUCCUUCCACUCCAAAGGAUUUCCUCUGGACAAAGCUGUUGCAUAUGCAAAACUGAGAUGUCCUUACCUUGUGAAUGACUUGAACAUGCAAUACUAUAUCCAAGACAGGCGGGAGGUAUACCGAAUUCUACAGGCUGAAGGUAUUGAACUCCCACGAUAUGCAGUGCUGAAUCGGGACCCAGACAGACCUGAAGAAUGCAAUCUGGUGGAAGGAGAAGACCACGUAGAAGUGAAUGGGGAAAUCUUCCACAAACCUUUUGUAGAAAAGCCUGUUAGUGCAGAGGACCACAAUGUGUACAUCUACUAUCCCACAACAGCUGGAGGAGGCAGCCAAAGACUCUUCCGAAAGAUUGGUAGUCGAAGCAGUGUAUACUCCCCAGAAAGUACUGUACGGAAAACAGGUUCUUAUAUUUAUGAAGAGUUCAUGCCCACAGAUGGUACUGAUGUGAAGGUGUAUACUGUAGGGCCAGAUUAUGCCCAUGCAGAAGCCCGUAAAUCUCCAGCACUUGAUGGGAAAGUGGAAAGAGACAGUGAGGGAAAGGAGAUCCGCUACCCUGUUAUGCUGACAGCCAUGGAGAAGCUUGUAGCGCGGAAAGUUUGUUUGGCAUUCAAGCAAACAGUGUGUGGAUUUGACCUACUUCGAGCUAAUGGACACUCCUAUGUUUGUGAUGUGAAUGGAUUCAGUUUUGUGAAAAACUCCAUGAAGUACUAUGAUGACUGUGCGAAGAUACUAGGGAAUAUUAUAAUGAGGGAGCUGGCACCUCAGUUUCACAUUCCUUGGUCCAUUCCAACAGAAGCAGAAGAUAUUCCCAUUGUUCCUACUACAUCUGGCACCAUGAUGGAGCUUCGUUGUGUUAUUGCUGUUAUUCGCCAUGGAGAUCGAACACCCAAGCAAAAAAUGAAGAUGGAAGUUAGAAACCCACUGUUCUUUGAUUUAUUCGAAAAAUAUGAUGGGUAUAAAACAGGAAAACUAAAGUUAAAGAAACCAACUCAGCUUCAGGAGGUACUGGAUUUAGCACGUUUGCUGUUGGCUGAACUUGGACAGGACAAUGACUGUGAAAUUAAUGAGAAGAAAUCAAAGCUGGAGCAGUUGAAGACAGUUCUAGAAAUGUAUGGGCAUUUCUCUGGCAUUAACAGGAAAGUGCAGCUUACCUAUUUGCCCCAUGGCCUGACCAAAACAUCAAGUGAGGAGGAAGAUACUCGUAAGGAAGGACCGUCAUUGCUGCUGGUUUUAAAAUGGGGAGGAGAGCUUACCCCUGCUGGGAGAGUACAGGCAGAGGAACUUGGACGUGCAUUUCGCUGCAUGUACCCUGGAGGGCAAGGAGACUAUGCAGGAUUUCCUGGUUGUGGGCUACUACGUCUUCACAGCACAUAUAGACAUGAUUUGAAAAUCUAUGCCUCUGAUGAAGGUCGUGUGCAGAUGACAGCUGCUGCUUUUGCAAAGGGACUGUUAGCCUUGGAAGGAGAGCUCACACCGAUUUUGGUACAGAUGGUGAAAAGCGCAAACAUGAAUGGACUGCUGGACAGUGACAGCGACUCUCUUAGCAGUUGCCAGCAAAGGGUUAAAGCUCGUCUGCAUGAAAUCAUGCAGAAAGAUGCAAACUUCUCUGAGGAGGACUUUGAUAAGCUGGCUCCUACUCAGAGUGCCUCCUUGCUUCAGUCCAUGACAUUUAUUAGUAAUCCAGUGGUAACAUGUGAAAGGGUAUAUGCUCUUGUGCAGAGUCUCACUUCCCAAAUUCGAACACGACUGGAAGACCCCAAGUCUGCAGAUUUACAGCUGUACCAUAGUGAGAGCCUAGAGCUGAUGCUGCAACGCUGGAGCAAACUGGAACGUGACUUCCGCAUGAAAAAUGGCCGCUUCGACAUCAGUAAGAUCCCGGAUAUCUAUGACUGUGUGAAAUAUGACGUGCAGCACAACAGCUCCCUAAAACUGGAGGACACAAUGGAACUCUUUAGGUUGUCAAAGGCACUGGCAGACAUUGUUAUCCCACAGGAGUAUGGAAUUACCUUUGAGGAAAAGCUUGACAUCGCUCGCAGAUACUGCCUGCCGCUGGUUAAAAAGAUACAGCUGGAUUUACAAAGGACGCAUGAAGAUGAGUCUGUUAACAAACUGCAUCCUCUAUACUCAAGAGGAGUGAUGUCCCCCGGGCGCCAUGUACGAACAAGGCUGUAUUUUACAAGUGAAAGUCACGUGCACUCCCUUCUUAGUAUCUUCCGCUAUGGGGGGCUCCUUGAUGAAUCAAAAGACCAGCAAUGGAAGAGAGCCAUGGACUACCUCAGUGCUGUACCAGAAUUAAAUUACAUGACACAAAUUGUUAUCAUGUUGUAUGAGGAUAACAAUAAGGACCCAUCUUCUGAAGACAGGUUUCACGUCGAGCUGCAUUUCAGCCCUGGAGUAAAAGGCUGUGAAGAUGGGGAUAAUGCCCCAACUGGAUUUGGUUUUCGUCCUGCCUCAUCUGAGAAUGAAGACAAAAAAACGAAUCAAGGCAGCUUUGAGGACUUGACAGAAGCAAAAGAAAAUGAUGAGGUGGACAGAGCAAUUCCUCUGUCACCUCUACUGUCAGAGCCAAUUACCAUCCAGAGAAGAUCCCCCCUGAAUCGCCCUAGAAAAACAGGAUCAAUGGAGACUCUGUCUGAAACUUCCUCAAAGUCUGGGAGUUACCGACUCUUUUCCAGACAGUCUCCAGAAAUGAAACAAAGUGGACUGGGGUCCCAAUGUGCAGGGCUGUUCAGCACAACGGUUCUUGGGGGUUCUUCCAGUGCCCCUAACCUGCAAGACUACGCACGGACCCAUCGUAAAAAGCUCAGUGUUGCUAGCCUGUCUUACAAGGAUGAAUUGUUGUCUAUGCCAGCCGUAAAACGAUUUUCUGUGUCGUUUGCAAAACAUCCGACUAACGAGCCCUUGGAAGACCACCACGUUGCCCAGCUGCUUCGUCGUUUUUCCACAGACUAUGCACUAGCACGACACCUCUCUUUGGAUGGGGCAUUGACCCGACAUCUCCACCAGUGUUACUACCAUAUUCGGCUCUUCCGGAACUGGCUAAUCACAGGCCAGGAUGACCUUCAGUACCUCUACGGAUUUGAGGGAUGUUCCAUGGUGCCAUCUAUCUAUCCUCUUGAGACACUUCACAAUUCCCUGUCUUUGAAGCAGGUGGAUGAGUUUCUGAGUUCUGUGUGUGACUCAUGUGAAGACCCCAAUUCCCAUACAUCAACAGCAUUGUCUGCCAUGCUGGAUUCCAUGAGCAGCAGUCAGCUUACCAGUGACGUCUUCAUCCCACAAAGGGUUCUCAGCUCACCAGUUACAGCAAUGGCACUUGGCAGUCACUCUCAUAGACCUCCAUGGUACAGCAGUGGCCCCUCCAGCACAGUAUCGAGUGCUGGCCCUUCAUCACCAACUACAGACAAUUCACCACAUCUGAGCUUCAGUGAAAAAUCGCCACUCACUCCACAAAGUAGUGAUGAACAGCAGAACCAACAGAUAUUAACUUCCACAAAUGGGCAGAACUACUCCUUAGCGAGUCAGCAGGAUGUGCCAACUGAACAAAUGGCACCAAAUAAGGAAGAUGGCAGGAGCCCUGAAGUAGUUCUGCAAACACUGCAUAUUCAGGAAUCAACUGAUGCUCAGUUCACAGAUAACAAGAUGCCCAUUCAUGUUGAAGGGAAGGACCUACAACAUAAUCUACUAAACUCUCCAGUACACCACAAGAACCCAGUGUCAGCAAGUAAGUCAGAAAAACCUGACUUAAAAUUGAGACAAAGUGGUGAUAACACUGUGCUUCAUUAUACUGAGUUUGAAACUCUGCCAGCAGAUCCACUAUCUCACAGACUGGUAAUAGAAGAAGGUGAAGACAGCUAUGGCUCACUGGAGUUGUUGGGACCUUUUCCAGCAGUAACAGAACCUAAGUGUCAGGAGAGGGUUGAUGAAAUCAUCUCUUCAGGAAACCCAUACACAGAAAGAAGAGAUACUCAAAUCCUAGAGCAGUAAAGAUGAAGGAGGAGGAAACAGUACUGAAUGUCUGAUGGGAAACUGUUUUUACAGUCACAGAAUCUUAGGUGUAUGUUGAACCUCUAAUGAAGUAAUGUAAAGAUACAGCAAUGCAACAGGCUGAAAACAUUUGAUUUUCUUAACUGUAGCAGGGCUUCUCAAAUCCAGAGAAGUACAAAAAUGUAUGACAUUAUGAUGUAUUCAGAGAUACAGCGAAAUCUGUACACUUGUUUUGUAGCUGAAAUUCUCAAUGAAAACAAAUCUUCAUUUGUUUAUGAUUCUCCCAAAACAUCCCAGAGAUAAGAACAUAUAACAUCUCUGUAGAACAUGCACAGAGUUCUCUUUAGUAUCCACAUAUGCUUUGGAAGAUAACUGGUCUUGAGCAAAGAUUUUUUAGGAAGUUCAAAAUUACCUGUUAGGUUUGCAGGUAUAAUCACUGGCAACAUAAAAGUCUGUUGUCAAAUGUUGCUUUUUGGGCUCUCAUGUUUCCUCCCACAUCCCAAAGACAUGCUGUAGGUGGAUUGGACACUCUAAAUUGGCCUUAGACGUGAGCGCGUGCAUGUGUAUACCUUCUGUGGAAGGUUGGGCGCUGGGCUGGCAACUUGACACCAUGAAACUCCACUGCCAAUCCUGAGCAGACAAGGUGAUCCGCUGUAGCGAUCCCUAAUUGGGAAACAUCAAAAGAAGAAGAUGUUAGAAAACAAAACACAAGAAAAGGGAACUGAAGUUGGUAUAUAUUUUUUUUUCAGUUUUUGGACUUGCUUACCAGUACUGAAUGCAGAGUCAGUCUGCCAUUGAUUUUCCACUAAUGCAGAGCACAGACUCUGGUUUAAGUGGUAUUGCCAUUGCUAAAACUCUGCCUUCUUCCUGUGGUUAACACAGUGAUCAUAAACUUGAAUUGUGGCAAAAAUGGUUUUUGACUUACAUUGUAGAAGCUGUACAGAUGUCUUUCUAGGCAAAUAAAAAAAUCACAUUCACUUUUCAAGUGACAUCUAGUUCUAGAACAGGAGCCACCAGGACUUGAUUUUCCAAUUUUUUUUUUAAAUGACAGAACAUCAGAUUACAUUUCUUAAAAGUUCUCCGAGUGGCUGCAUAUUUCAUAUGUUUGCUCUCAGGUUUUAUAAUGCUGAGAGAUGUUUUGGGGACACUAAGACUAUUGGACAACAAAAUGAGGACUGAUAAUAUCACUUGCACAUUGCAAAACCUUGAGAACAGAUGUAGCCUUUAAAAACUCCAUCCCGCAAAAGUACCCCUUUUCAGAAUGGUUAAACUGACUUUUGAAGAUGCACUUGAAAGCAAUGUCAUAAUUUGACCAAGAUAUAUUUUUUAAGUAUCUUCAAGAACUGUAUUUAUCAUAUGUGCACUGCAGUGUCAUUUCUCAGAUUUGAAACAUUUUGCUAGGGUGUUGGUGUAAGGAUUUAGCACCAUGUAAAUUAACGGUGUUUACCUGAACAGCAGUUAUAGAAACAAUGUCUUGCACCUUAUACUCACCCACUUUCUCCAUGUGUAUGUGAGCUAUACUUGUGUACACGUGUGACAGUGUGUCUUUGCACUCACAUGAUGCAAUGCCUCAUUUGCACGAAGCGUCAGCACACAUGCAGAAGUAGCCAGAGCAUUCAGUGAUGCUUUCUUGCAUGUGGGCAUUGCUUCUUUGUACAGGCACUGUCUUGUGUGUAUGUGUGUGUGUGUGAACAGUAUAGUAGUUUACACACAUAAAACAUGUGUAUAGAGAUUGUAAUUUAUGUGCAUUUCCAUUGUAUGAAAAUACUUACGGCUUGCUGUGUGCGUGUUAUUGUUGGUUGCUGAACUGCAUGAGAGCAAAACUAACAUCAUGCAAGUUCGCUUUAGAUAUCUUACCUGUGAAUUCUCACAGUUAUCACCUGUAGCAAAAACUUGAUUUUGUUAUAUUAUUCACACAUUGUUUUCUUACUAAUCAAGGUGUUGUUAUAAACACAAUGCACAAUUUAUAUCACCGUUAAAUUUAAGCUUGCACUGACAUUUGACCUCUUUAAAUAGGAAGAGGAAGAUUUUAAUCUAUAUCUAAUCAGAGACUGUAUUUUUAUGAAACUUUAUGGGGUGGGGGAUGGGCUCUCCGUGCCAUAGACUGCUGUAUGGGUAGAAGCUAUUUCCAGAAAAGCUGCGUAUGUCUUUGAACCAGCAAAAAAUGAUAUGUUGCUGCUACUGCAUUUGUUGUACAAAUGACCUUGUUAAAUUCAUAAAAUUUAACUGAUUCUGACAUGCCACCUUUCAAAUAACAUGGACUUGUCUUGGUUUGUUUUCACUGUGCAAGAGUCACAGCAGGGAAAAGCUUGUGAUUCUAAGUGGCACUGAUCAGAUUGUUUUAGAAGGCUAGUCUCUAGAGCAUACCACUCGGCCAUCUCUGACUUUGCAGAAUGCCCCUGAUUUCACUUCAUCUUUUUACUCAAUCCCUUGUAACAUUUUUGAUUUCUUAAGUAAAUCACUAAAAAUUACAGUCAGGAAAUAAUGCCAGACAUUAGAGUUCCAGACGACUUCUUCAGAAAAUGCACAAUGAUACAAAGUCUAAUGUUAUAUUAAUGUUUUAAAUUAGAGUAAUAUUUAAAAUUGUCCCUAAUUUUGGGCUUUUAUACUUUCAGUAUUUUUAGUUUUGUCCAGAAUUCUUGAGCUAAGAAUUUGAAAGUUAUGCUCUACUGUGAUGUUUUACAUGGUACAGUCACUUGCAGCGCAAACAGUUUUGAUGGGGCAGGCCUUUCACAGUUUUUUAUUUGUAUAGGAUGUGUAAUAUGCAGCUUGUCAGUGAAAAGGUUUGCCAAGCCAAAGACUAAAGUGGUGGCAAAAAUCUAUUGAUUUGUAGAACAGUGGUAUACUACCUAAGGUUGUUUUUCUCUUGCUUUUGUUUUAUAUUGCAAGUGCAUAUGUUUUCAUAGGAUUGCAUCUUGGUGCUUUUUUCUGCUUGUAUGUGCUUUUGUGUUUAUAUUAGUUUUGUGUAUUUCAGUGCGGUUAUAGUCUUAAUAGUUAGAUGUUCACCACAUGUAUAACUGUUGCAGGAAUUCAUUGUAUAAAUGGAAACCUGUUGAAAGCAGAUGUCAGUUCCCUUGCUAAUUAAAUUAAUUUAUUUUUUUUAUAGCACUCAGAUGCCCCCAAGGCCCUUGGAUGCAAUCUUACCUAGUGGUCAUUAGAAAGGCAGCCAAGUUUUAGACAUAGA
Messenger RNA from Protopterus annectens (West African lungfish), 8350 nucleotides. RefSeq names its product inositol hexakisphosphate and diphosphoinositol-pentakisphosphate kinase 2-like. The coding region runs from base 856 to 5166 and encodes 1436 amino acids. NCBI's taxonomy places the organism in Eukaryota, Metazoa, Chordata, Ceratodontiformes, Protopteridae. Gene Ontology annotation, biological process: inositol metabolic process; inositol phosphate biosynthetic process. The transcript has 31 exons. Gene Ontology annotation, molecular function: inositol hexakisphosphate kinase activity; diphosphoinositol pentakisphosphate kinase activity; 5-diphosphoinositol pentakisphosphate 1-kinase activity. The record is from RefSeq and is a predicted model, not a curated record. Gene Ontology annotation, cellular component: cytosol.